AUGUGCUUGGGUCGGCUAGCGUAUGUUGAGGCUAGAGAUGAGGUUGGAGCUAUUGAUCGGAGUGGGUCUACUAGGCGUGUGGGCAUGAGAAAGCCAGCAAUAUGGGGUGGACGAGAGGAAGGCUGUGGGCUACUGGUUGGAGUGGUUAGUUUUAUGUGUGUGGAGGGUCAGUUGGGCAUGCUUAUGCCUAGCGUGUGGUGGCUAGAGUGGAGGCCGAUAGCGUGUGAGAGAAGGGUUGUGGUGUGUGGGAUUGAAGGGUUGGAGGAGCCGAAGCUGGGCAAUGAGCUUCGAGUGAGGAAGGAGUUGGCGUGUGGGUGUUUAUCAAGAGGAGAAGAUGGAGGGGAUGUGAUGGCUUGUCACAAGAGGGAGGAGCUGUUAUGGAAGGGUUUCAAAUGA
This is a messenger RNA of Dovyalis caffra, 396 nucleotides long. The record is from the annotation of a GenBank genome assembly. NCBI's taxonomy places the organism in Eukaryota, Viridiplantae, Streptophyta, Magnoliopsida, Malpighiales, Salicaceae.